CGGUGGCUUCCCGCUGUCACAGUGUUGUGUGUGGGUAUUGUUGACACCUUGAUUGGAUGCAAUUGGCUUUCAUUCGAUGUGCAGGCAACACGACACGGAAAGAAUGUGGUACGCUGGAACAGUAAGAGCAGCCAGAAGGGACGCCGGCAUUGCAGGGGGAGGCAAAGAAGAGAAGAGCAAAAGGCCAUCGCACAAUGGGGUGGGUGUGAGUCGGCUUGUCUGUCUUGGGUUCAAAAAUCGAGGCAUUCCAGACGGUUACAACACAACACGGAAAGAAACAACAUUGUACCCGGCAUGGCCAGAAGAAGACGACCAAUAUAAAACGUAGGCAGCAAUUGAACGAACGCCCCCUCCUCCUCUUCUCCUCUUGAGGGGCAUCCAAAGGAAUAGGCUGGGUGGUGGAUGCUUUGUGUGCGUGUGUGGCGGAGAAAUGCUUAGAAAAGUCAGGCGUCGCCUCCAAUGCUAAACCGUACGCACCACUCAGUACUAGAUUUGUCUAUCUUCCUCCCUCCCUCCUCGCUCCCCGCCUGCCGCUGACUUCCCUUACACCCUCCUCACGAUGUAUCCCUUCUUCGUCGUGCGCACACCCGCUCCCGUGUCGAGGGAGGGGUUGUGGUUGCCGGUGGUGAGCUCGUCCUCGCCCCUUGUCGGUCCCUGCCGGCACGUCAGUCGCCUUGACGCCAUCACGCAGCCCUGCACAAGGCGUUGCACCACCACUGGGACUGGCCUGCUGCACCACUGGGGGCCUGGACCUGCCUCCAUCACUGCCUCCAGGCGGCAGCUGACGACUCGACAGGCCGCCGCCAGACUGAGGUGUCGUGCGCUCUGAUGCGGGGCUGCUGCCGCCCGACUGGCGAUCUGCGCGAGGGGGGAUGUGGCCACCACGGUGUGUGGGGCCGCCCGAUAUGUCCUUGUCGAGAGGGCCCAGGUUGAUGGGUCCUGGUGGAAAUGUGGGCGAUGCGCCGUUGGACACCUUUGUGCAGGGGGACGAGGGCUGCUGGUUCCCAUGCCGCUCCAUGGCGUGGGGUCACUGCUCCCACCGGGGCUGGGCAGCGGGCUGGUCUGCCGCACCACUGGGGCGAAGCCGAGCGACGGGACGGCGUUGGCGGGCAUUGAUGUCUCGUCUUCACUGGCCUCGCCAUACUGGUGCUCUGCUGCGGCAGACUGGGUGAGAUGGGGAGGAGGCAGAUCGCGUGUGGGGGCGGACGAGAGGGGAGGGGCGACGGGGACGUCCUCGCGCGACAU
Messenger RNA from Vitrella brassicaformis, 1245 nucleotides. Lineage: Eukaryota; Vitrellaceae. The record is from the annotation of a GenBank genome assembly.